AAGCAGGUCGACUAUUUACACCGCUCAGCCAGAGAGAGGCUGCAGACCGCUUCUCCGCCCCGAAAGAGUCGGCAUCGAGCAUCCAUGUGACAAGCGGACUUUGGGAUUGGGAGCGCAGAUUAAGACAAGUCUACUGCUGGAAAAAAAUUUGACUCGCUGGCUGGAAGACGUUUGAGUUUUAAACUCUCCUGUUGAUAUAAAUGUGCACGUGUACACCAGAGCUGCAUUUACCUCGGACACUUCGGUCUGGACUCUUCUGACAGUCGGAGUGGAGCAAAAGUCAUUUUAACAACUCACAGCUCGCCGUUCCUCUCAGGAUAUUCACGUCUGCAAAAUCUGAGACUGCUUCUCUAUCUCUUUGAUUCUUCUUCCUGGAGCAAACCCGAGGAUGUUGUUCCGCUGGUUGAACCCUCCCUCCUGGUCCACCUGUAGGUUUUUCUUUUGCUUUUUGCUGCUGCUCCAAACGCCCCAGUCUUCCUCUCCGCUAAUUACAGGUACUGAGGCCAGCUGUGACAAUGAAGGAGAGGUUCUCCACAUCCCCAACAUCACCGACAACCCCUGCAUUACAUGCGUCUGUCUGGAUGGUAAAGCAGACUGUAAACAGGAGAAAUGUCCACUUGUCUCAGAGGACUGUGCUCUGGUGGUGAAACAGACUGGAGCUUGCUGUGAAAGGUGUAAAGGUUGUACGUUAGAUGGAUGCUCCUAUAACAGUUCAGUAUCCUGGACCACCUCCACGAAACCCUGCAUAACAAGACGUUGUCAGGAAGGUGUCAUCACUGAAGCAGAAGUUCAGUGUGUCAUCCACUGCAAAAACUCCAAAAACCACCCAAAGAAGUGCUGCCCCACCUGCCCCGGUUGUAUCUUUGAGGGUCGUCUGUAUAAAGAGAAUCAGGAGUUCAGUCCAGAAGGGAAACCUUGCAUCAAGUGUACCUGCACUGGAGCCCGAACUCUCUGCACAAGGGAGGUGUGUCCCAUCCUUUCUUGCCCCUCUCAGCUCACCCACACCCCGCCUGGACAGUGUUGUCCCAGAUGUGUCGGUCAGAGGAAGGUGUUCGAUCUCUCUUUGGGAAGCUGUCUGUUCUACAGUCAGGUCUAUGACAAUGGCACCUCCUUUAUACACGACAACUGUACCACCUGCACCUGCCAGAAUUCCACUGUAGUGUGCAAGAAACGCUGCUCGCGGCAGGGAACUUGCCAAGGCAGCCACUGCUGUGAGGAGUGUCUGUCCUAUGUAAAGGUGGAGGAGGUGAAGUACUGCAGAGUCCGGAACAAGAUCUACAGGGAAGGAGACAUGUGGUCAUCAGUUAACUGUACUCUCUGUACUUGCGUUAAAGGCAGCAUUGAGUGUCAGCCCAAACAGUGUGUACCAAUCACCAGCUGCCCCUCGAAUAAAAUCCUGAACAGAACUGGCUGCUGCCCAGUUUGCACUGAAAAGCCAGGCGUGUGUACAGUCUUUGGCGACCCUCACUACAACACCUUUGACGGCAGGACCUUUAACUUUCAGGGAACUUGUCAGUAUGUUCUGACUCGUGAUUGUGGUAGCAUUCCCUCUGGAGGGCCUGGGAAUAACAUCAACCUCAACAGCCCAGACUCGAGCUUCACGGUGUUGGUGAAGAAUCACGCCCGGAGGACUCGCUCCUUCUCCUGGACUCAGUCUGUCGAGGUGAAGCUGGGUAGUUUGAUCCUCAGCCUGCACCAGCACUUAACGGUACGGAAGAAUGGUACUCGCAUCGCCCUGCCCUACCAUGGUCCUGGGGUGCAUGUAGACCUGGAUGGAUACCUGCUCAAACUCACCACCAUUGCAGGUCUGGAGAUCACAUGGGAUGGUGACAGUUUUGUGGAGGUUGUAGCUGCUCCUCAUCUGCGUGGGCGCCUCUGCGGCCUUUGCGGCAACUACAAUGGCCACAAGCGUGACGAUACCAUAGGCGGUGACGGGCAGUUCAAGUUUGACGUGGACGAGUUCGCAGAGUCAUGGAGGGUCGAGGGAAAUGAGGUUUGCACCAAACAUCACCCGCCUCGCAGGCCAACUUCAUUCCUGUGCCCCGGCAGCGUUAAAGUCAAGUUCAGGGCUCACCGGGAGUGCCAGAAGAUAAAAUCGUGGCUUUUUAGUAAGUGCCACAGUGUGGUGGACUUCGGGUCUUUUUACAGGUCGUGUGUGACGGACAUGUGUGAGUGUCCAGUCCAUAAAAACUGUUACUGCGAGACCUUCAUCGCCUACAGCAGAGCCUGUGAGAGGGAAGGUGUGCCCGUCCUUUGGAAACCCGAAGCUGCUUGUAUGGCCACCCAGUGUAAACACGAUGCAGUGUACGACACCUGUGGUCCAGGCUGCACCAAAACCUGUGACAACUGGAAUGAGAUCGGACCGUGCCGUAAGCCGUGCGUGGCCGGCUGCCACUGCCCCGCCAACCUGGUGAUGUUCCAGGGACGGUGCAUCAAACCCACAGCAUGCCCUGGACGGUGACCCCUAUGAGCUGGGGGAAGGGGACUGAAGGGAGGGUCAUCUGAACUAAAACUAAGGGUCCAAACUAGCAAAGCAGAGUUUGGGAAGACACUAACGGGUCUCAAGUUGACAGAUAAGAUGCAACAAGGUACUCAGGGUCCAUAACUUCACAAGGAAGUACGCUGUCGUGACUUAGAUGCCAGCGAUCCAAACAAUGGUGACGGACUGAAGGGAAACUCAGAUGAUCAUCUGAUCACGGAGCGUUCGAUUUCUGACUUCCUCUCGCCUCUUUGUCACACUGUUACUACACCAGUCGCCACCAAUUACAGUUUUGGAGAAUAAAAACUAAAAUCUCAAGCGACAACUUAAGUUGCAUUUGGAGAUUUUACAACCCACGAAUUACAGGAACUACGGCAUGUUGCCAUGGACCCUCAGGGAACAGUCUGGGGCCAGCGGACUCCUCUUAGAGCCAACAUGGCGACUGAGUUUCUCUCGCAAACACAUUAAAGUGAACAACAGAGCAUCUGCAUUUGGAAUAGUGAGAUUCAAAGUCAAAGAGAAACUCGGAUUCAUCAUAUCAAAACUGAACUUAUCAUCUCUAUUCCAUCAUUUCAUACUGUAAGCUAGCCAGAUUUAUAUGAAAGACAGACAAGCUUUUAUAUAAUUAUUGUUCUAAUUAUUAAUAUUAUUGCUAUUAUUUGUUGUUGAUGUUAAUUUAUAUAUCAGUCAAAUGAAAUGUUGUAGCAAGAGCCAGAAUCAUGAAUAUAAUUGUGUUAUAAAUGAUUUAAAGGGAAACAAAAGCUAUUUAUGUAUUUGUUGUGUAUUUUUUGUUACUGUUUGAAGAGAAAUGCCCAAAUGUGACUCAGCUGUUGCACCAUCGCAGGGAUUAAGUACUGUAUUGUAUUAUGCUCAGUGUACAGGUUGUAGUGGUUAGUAAACUGAAGGUGUUCGUGUAAGCAUAUGUUUCACUUGACGAUAAUUAUUUAAGACCAGCAAUAUAAUCUUUUCUCGAAGUUCA
Molecule: messenger RNA, 3458 nt
Organism: Pundamilia nyererei
Lineage: Eukaryota; Metazoa; Chordata; Actinopteri; Cichliformes; Cichlidae
Gene: bmper
Product: BMP binding endothelial regulator
Exons: 17
Coding region: 389-2461 (690 amino acids)
Cellular component (GO): extracellular region
Molecular function (GO): protein binding
Source: RefSeq, a predicted model, not a curated record